AUGACAAUUGUGGAGCAACACUUUAAGGUCUCGAGCGGCGCUGACAAGCUCGCCGACAAGGCUCAGCAGGGUGCUGACGACGUCGCCCCCAAGAGCGAGGGCCAGACCCUCCUCGAGCAGGGCCAGAAGCUCUUCAACGACACCACCUCGUACGUCCAGAAGCAGGCCGGCCAGGUCUUCGGUGAGGGCAAGGAGGCCACCGGUGCCGGUGCUGGUGCUGGUACCGGCGCCGCCGCCGGCUCGGGCUCUGAGCGCUCGGUCACCGACCAGGCUCGCCAGUACGCCUCGGACGCUCUUAACAGCGUGAGCGAGCUCCUCCAGAAGGGUGGUGACAAGGCCAACGCUGCCUCGCAGGACGCUGCCAAGCCCGACGGUACUGCCGCCUCGUACGUCGAGCAGGCCCGCGCUGCCGCCAGCGACCUUCUCCAGAAGGCCCAGGAGCAGCUCAACUCGGGUGCCAGCGCCACCGGUGCCGCCGCCAAGUAA
This is a messenger RNA of Malassezia japonica, 486 nucleotides long. RefSeq lists its product as uncharacterized. The coding region runs from base 1 to 486 and encodes 161 amino acids. NCBI's taxonomy places the organism in Eukaryota, Fungi, Basidiomycota, Malasseziomycetes, Malasseziales, Malasseziaceae. The transcript has a single exon. The record is from RefSeq and is a predicted model, not a curated record.